UCGUCUAAACACGUUGCGCAAGCCAUUUAUAGUUUCCUUUUGUUUUCAGUCUGUGUUGUCUAUGCACGUUCCGACCAGAUGCCACGCAUACAGUACAUAGGUCGGCCAUCUCUUCACCACUAUGGCAAACUUCUGUCUGAAAUUGUGCGGAAUUUGAAAACAAGAGGUGUGGGUCGAAUAGUGGUGAAGGAAACUGAAGCAUCCCGAUACCCGGAACCGUGCUUCUAUGUACUAGAGCGCACUAUACCACUUUUGUCAGAUUCGUCCAAUGUCAGAUGUCGAGCUUGGGGCCGUCGUAUAUUCCGUGGGCAUGAUUUCGGGGUAGUUCUCAUGACGAAUACGUAUGAACCGGACUGGCGUUUGGUCCCCACCUGUGAAGCUACAGCCCUACUGGAUCGAGCAGCCGAUCCCAAGAAUGCGGCACCGAAGCUAACUUCAAAGUGUGUGGCUCCAAUGCCUCCCUUAUUGACCCUCCAUUUGCGUCGGCACUCCAGGUUCCCAGAUAACAUCAUCAGAGCUGUCUCAGAAUCGGUUGAUCCGACACUUCCGCAAGCAACACGUGAGGCGUCCGGGUUCUUGCUGCUCACCAAGUUACCAGAUGAACCUACAUCACUGGAGAUCCCCACGGAACCCACCGUUCAAGAGCAGCGACGAAUCUACCCACCCUACCAAGUGGCUUCAGAAGGUGGCCUCAUUCGUAAACGGGAACUGGAUCGCCCGUUCUACUACAUUCGCCGCGCUGAUACUCCUGGACUCCUCUGGAAAGUCGUGACAAACAAGGAUUCUGACGAUCCCAAGUCCAAAAACGAACAGUCGAAUACUGUCGCAUGAUCUUAGACUAUACGGUAUCUGUACAGUCAUUCACUGUUUUAACUUUGCUUUAGUUUGAACAC
Molecule: messenger RNA, 893 nt
Organism: Opisthorchis viverrini
Lineage: Eukaryota; Metazoa; Platyhelminthes; Trematoda; Opisthorchiida; Opisthorchiidae
Exons: 3
Coding region: 79-831 (250 amino acids)
Biological process (GO): mitochondrial translation
Cellular component (GO): mitochondrial small ribosomal subunit; mitochondrion
Molecular function (GO): structural constituent of ribosome
Source: RefSeq, a predicted model, not a curated record